Messenger RNA from Exaiptasia diaphana, 1006 nucleotides. Its product is annotated as histidine N-acetyltransferase. The coding region runs from base 127 to 492 and encodes 121 amino acids. The record is from RefSeq and is a predicted model, not a curated record. The transcript is spliced from 2 exons. Gene Ontology annotation, molecular function: acyltransferase activity, transferring groups other than amino-acyl groups. NCBI's taxonomy places the organism in Eukaryota, Metazoa, Cnidaria, Anthozoa, Actiniaria, Aiptasiidae.
GUAACCCACGAGUUCGCGUAAUAUUAGAGCGCCAAGUUGACCUUAGCUCAAAGAUUUAUCUAAACAUUCCAAACCUUGAUAGCAUGCUGAACCCGUGAUACAACAGAAGAUAUUUGCAUUGAGGUAAUGGACGAGAAAUCACAAAAGGUUGGAUCACAAAAUAAAGCUGCUACAAGAUUGUCUGGCAAACACAAGAUUCGUGUCCGUCUUGCUAGAGAAGAAGACUACAAAGAUCUUCUUCGAAUCUCAGAAGGUAUUUACGGAGGAUUAGAUUCUCUUCCCCUUCGCUUUCAUGAUUGGCUUAAGAUUCCUAACAAGUUGGUUUACCUGGCUGAAUUGGAAGGAAAAGUGGUUGGAGUGAGUGUGGCCAGCAUUGUGUCUUCAGGCAAGACGUGCAUGUCGUCAACAUUUCGUAUCCAUAACGAUUACCGCGGUCAAGGGCUGAGUAGUUCCAUUGAAGCCGAGAUUGCUAUUGAUCUCCGUCGGAUCUAAAAGGCGUUCAACGCUGGUAAAGAGUAACUCCACAUUGAAUUCCUCGCCGCACGUCUUUAGUUUGGUUAAAGCGGGACGUGGCGACAAACUGCUCGAGGAACUACACGGUGUCACUUUCCAGAUAAAAGGAGGGGCCGAUUUUACCAAGAAAUCUGAAAAUUACAUUGAAACGAGCGAGGCAAUGCGGUACAUUGGCUUAUAUCCAUAUAGGGUUGAAGAUGCUGAUAUAAUAUUUGCUGCUCUGGGCUCAAUAGCUCCAAAAAAGAUCAUAUUUAGAGCUGGCGAAGCUUUUGAGCCAAUAGCUUCAAACAUUCCUUAUAUAUUCCAAGAAGAAGAUAAAUUGUUUGCUGAAGUGAGUAAAGAAGAAACAAGGAAAUCAAAAUCGAAAAUUAAAUCGUUCAGCCAAGAGUGCAGUCAGUAAUCUGGUUAUGUUCAAUUUAUACAAAUGACAAAGAGUUGUUCAAAGCACAUUUAUUACAGCAGCUACAAACUGCUUCUGAAAUAAUCGGGAAAG